CUACUAUAUAACAAAUAAUUUGAGUAUAGGUAUCGGAGACUCCAGUUUUUGAAAUGAAGAGCAGUUCGCGGUUUUGUGGAUCAAUUCUAUCUCCCUUCAGACAAGGAGGAAAGAAGACCAUGGGACUUAGCCUAAAGAAUGGAAACUCACCCGCACAGUUCACAGAACACUCGCAAUUAAAUCAGUUGUCUGUCCCCAACGAAGGAAAUCACAAAAAUGACCUACAGAAUUCUUCUAUUACACCCGAGAAUGGCCCCUCGAAACAUGAUCUCUCGUCAGAUAAUUCAUCUUCAACUAGCACUGGCUGUGACACAGACGACAUUAUCCGCCUAAACAUAAGUGGAGGUUACUUUGAGGUAACCUUGACGACAUUAAGCAGAUACAGCGAUACAUUGUUGGGUUCGGAAAAUGACCUGAGGAAGUAUUACUUGGAAGAUAGGAAUGAGUACUUCUUCGAGAGGAAUCGACUUAUUUUUAGCGCAAUACUAUACUUCUACCAAAGCCGAGGAAAGUUCUACCGACCUACCUGUGUGACAGAAGAACAAUUUUCGGAGGAAAUUCGCUUUUUCAAACUUGAGGACCAUUACGAAAAAUAUGUAGAGAACAUGGAUGAUGAAGAUAAAGAUUCGAUCUCAGACGAAGAUAAAACCUUUUUACGGAAAUGUUGGGAUUUCUUCGAAGAACCUGACUCCUCUAGGGCUGCACGUGUUUGGGCUAUUCUUGAUGUUUUGGCCAUCACUCUAGCAGUUGCCCUCUUUAUCGUGGAGACAAUGCCAGAAAUCAAAAAAGCCAUUGAUUCAAAGGAGCCAAACAGCCAGAAAACGACCUUCUUAAUAAUAGAAACAGUUUGUAUCAUGUUCUUCACCAUUGAGCUCAUCGCUAGAUUCAUCUGCUGUCCUGACAAGUUUCUAUUCAUAAAGACUGCCAUGAACUGGAUAGACUUAGUCACUGUCCUGCCGUUCUUCAUACAGUUUAUGACAGCAGAGAAUAAAGGGGGAGAAGCUCUUGUCAUUUUGAGGGUUCUAAGAGUGAUCAGAGUCCUAAAGCUUGCAAGGCAUUCCAAAGGUAUUGUGAUAGUAACAAAGACUCUAGCAGCCAGUGUAAACGAGUUAGCACUCUUACUUUUCUUCUGGUUCAUAGGAGUUAUCAUAUUCGGUUCUAUAAUGUACUACUUGGAAUUCAAAGAAGACUUGGUUGGUUCCGCAGACGAGAGCAAGUUUAGAUCUAUACUAGAGAGCUCGUGGUGGGCAGUAGUAACAAUGAGUACUGUUGGGUAUGGAGACAUGGUUCCUCUAACCCCAUUCGGAAAAUUGAUAGCCUCAAUCUGUAUGAUGUUCAGCAUGAUAGUGAUCGCGCUCCCAGUAACAGUGAUUGUCAGCAAAUUUACAAGAGUAUAUGCUAAGUACAAGGACAAACUAUGAGACCUUAAAAACGAAUGAAAAACAAGCCUUGCAAUUAUCUACAGAAUAUAUUGAGUAUAUUUAUGCUGUAUAGUUGACUUCUCAUUAACAAAAUGUAUAAUAGAUACAGCUGGUGACAAGGAAACUACUACACCGAUUUUCUUAUUCGAAAC
This is a messenger RNA of Bolinopsis microptera, 1573 nucleotides long. RefSeq names its product potassium voltage-gated channel subfamily A member 1-like. Lineage: Eukaryota; Metazoa; Ctenophora; Tentaculata; Lobata; Bolinopsidae. Gene Ontology annotation, biological process: potassium ion transmembrane transport; protein homooligomerization. Gene Ontology annotation, molecular function: protein binding; voltage-gated potassium channel activity. Gene Ontology annotation, cellular component: voltage-gated potassium channel complex; membrane. The transcript has 11 exons. The record is from RefSeq and is a predicted model, not a curated record. The coding region runs from base 54 to 1421 and encodes 455 amino acids.